Molecule: messenger RNA, 2477 nt
Organism: Hemicordylus capensis (graceful crag lizard)
Lineage: Eukaryota; Metazoa; Chordata; Lepidosauria; Squamata; Cordylidae
Product: C-C chemokine receptor type 4-like
Exons: 2
Coding region: 186-1265 (359 amino acids)
Biological process (GO): inflammatory response; G protein-coupled receptor signaling pathway; immune response
Cellular component (GO): membrane
Molecular function (GO): C-C chemokine receptor activity
Source: RefSeq, a predicted model, not a curated record
ACUGCAGGAGACAAAUGGAAUGUGAAGCCUGAGUGCCAGAGGGUCACACCCCAUGCCAGAUAUUAUGGAAACAACUUAACUGCAGGCAAGCAAGGAAUCCAGUAGGAGCCACCGGAGAACAGAGCACGGAGAACAGAGGUAGUGGUGGCCGACCCCCUAAACUAAUUGGGGUUUCAAAACAGAAAAUGAGUUCUGCUACACAGAAAGCAGUCACCAAAACCACCACGGAGGAAUUCACGUUAUAUUCUGACUAUGGUGAUAUCAGUGAUGAAGAGUCUGAGCUAUGCAGCAAAGAAGGAGUGAGGAAUUUUGAGUUGUGGUUCCUUCCCACAUUUUAUUCACUGGUGUUCCUGUUCGGCUUGAUAGGGAAUGCCCUUGUGGUCCUCGUGCUGCUUAAAUACAAGAGACUGAGAAGCAUGACUGAUAUCUACUUACUAAAUCUUGCAAUCUCUGACUUGCUUUUUGUUUUUGCUCUUCCUUUCUGGUCUUAUUAUGUGGCUGACGAGUGGGUCUUUGGAGAUGGUUUGUGCAAGUUCAUCUCUUGGGUCUAUCUGCUUGGAUUUUACAGUGGGACAUUUUUUGUCAUGCUCAUGAGCAUCGAUAGGUAUCUCGCAGUUGUUCAUGUUGUGUUUGCCUUGAGAGCAAGAACUGUCAACUAUGGCAUUCUUGCCAGUCUUGUUGUAUGGCUAGUGGCCAUCUCGGCUGCUCUUCCACAGCUGAUAUUUAGCAAAGCUUCUCGUUACUAUAAUCAAACCACAUGUAAGCCAGUGUACAAGGGAAAUUGGAGAAUUUUUACCUCUCUGGAAAUCAACAUUUUAGGUCUUUUGCUUCCUUUUAUGGUGAUGUUGUUUUGCUACACAAAGAUAGUCAAGACCCUUUUGCACUGCAGAGAUGAAAAGAAGAAGAAAGCGGUGAAGAUGAUAUUUGCUGUUAUGAUUGUGUUUUUCCUGUUUUGGACUCCUUACAACAUUGUAUCCUUAUUACAAUGUUUGCAUGGCAUAGGCAUUUUAAGAGGGUGCAUACUUAAUAAGAACCUGGACUAUGCAUCUCAGGUGACUCAAACGCUAGCAUUUUUUCAUUGCUGUCUCAAUCCAAUCAUCUACUUCUUUAUGGGGCAAAAGUUCAAGAAAUGCAUCAAGCUGCUCUUUAAGAACUGCAUCUUUUCUAAAAUACUUUGCAGAACAUGUGGCCUUUCUGACACUUUCCAGGCCGAAUCAUCAGUCUCACUAUACACUCAGUCCACAAGUGAUAACAAGCCCCUCUGAGUAAGUCUCUGAUGAAACAUCCAGAAAGAAUAUGGCAUUGUCCUACAUUUCAGAAUGGUGAUAUGUUUGCUUUGCUAAAACCUAGUACCUGUACAUUGACAAAUAAGCACUGCCUCCAAGUUAAAGCUCGGAAGAUGGAAAAGGAGAGUGGAAAAGCAGGAGCCGACUUGGGAACAAUAUGAAAAGAUAUUUUGCAUGGUGUCCUACCCAUGAUUUUCAACUGUGCAAGGAGCAAAGCCCCAUACCUAUCAAUGUAUCCCACAAGUCAGCUCUCAUGUUCAACUUAAAUACUGGAAUAGAUUUUUAAAAAACAAAAACAAAAAACCACUCACCCUCUUGUGAGUUCCCUUUCAAGUCACCUUCCAGACAGGUCUCCUUGUGAGGUCCUUUCAUGCCUUUGGACUGUUCUGCUUUCACAGGUAUUAAAUUCAUUCUGCAGUUCAUUGAAACAAGACCACAGACUUUUGCUGUACUAGGACAAUCUUGAUACAUAAGUACAUUGUUCACAGUGCUUUGUUUCAUUUGUUAUAUUGCCUCAUACUCUGAACUAUAUAUCUGGUUUAACUGCAUGGUCCAAAGUUAUUUCAUCUUCCCAUGUUGGCCUCCAUAAAUUGUUAGCACAGUCAUACUUCUCAACUCCACAAAACUUGAAUGGUGUUCCUUCAUGCUAUGGAAGUGGGAAGUCCCACUGAAAUCCAUGUACAUAUGCAUACCUGCUUGUCGUACUCCAACCUUGGACCUCAAAUGCACAGGGCUGUAACCAGCCUUCCUAUCAAAGUGGGGCUGCCAUAUUUCCACGUGGGACUUCAAAGAACUCAUUAUUUCCUCGUAACCAACAUAAACUUCUAUAUCCCUCUCACCAAGUCCAAAUGUUUUCCGUAUUUUAGUGUUAUGAAUUUCUAGCAUAAGAAACAUAUACAUUAAAUAAGGCCAGUUAUGUAUAAGUUCCUGAUUAUUAUAAACACCUUCUUCAAAUCUGUGUGAAAAUGAGAGAUUUAAUAAGAUUUAAUAAUAGAUAUUUGAAUAUCUAUUCAGAAGUAGAGUAUAACAAUAUUAAUACUAAACACUUUGAACUAAAUUAUUGGUAUAGAUUGUUUUAACUGCUUUGUGAUUGGAAAAUUGUUGAUUUUCCUUGUAAACUGCCUUGAGGUCUGUGAAUUGGUUUAUAAGCAUGUGAUGAAUGAAUAAAUAAAAUAUAUUGUUUCAAAAUAA